AAUAAACGAAUAUUGCUUGAUGUCGUUAUAUCAAACACUGGUUUCAAACGUUUCAAAGCAGUGCAACAAGCUGUAAACCUUAAAUAGAGUUUUUAGAGUGGGUCGUUGCGGUCGUUGCUGACGUCAACGUUACGCUUUGUUUCAACUGCAACAUCAGGAACAUGCAACCGUGAUCAGACGGAUCAGACCAGCACUGAUCAGAGUCAGACUAUCAGACUGAUCUGACUUUCAGCUGAGCGUACGGGUGUACAUUCGCUGCAUCUCGUGACUGUGUCACCGUGUUUAAAGAAGCCUUCGAUUUGUGUGUUCCCAGGGUGGUGGACGCGUGGUUCCUCGCUGCGUUCUUUCGGUGUCCGCCUUUCUCCUGCUUUUCUGCACUUAGAAGUUGCCAAAAUGAUGGCCGCAAGGGGAAAACUUAUUGCUAUCAUAGGCGAUGAGGACACCUGCGUUGGCUUUCUUCUUGGAGGCAUAGGAGAAAUUAACAAGCAGAGACAGCCAAAUUUCAAGGUGGUGGACAAAAACACGAGCGUGUCGGAAAUCGAGGAGUGCUUCAAGAACUUCGUCAAAAGAGGCGAUGUGGACAUUAUUCUCAUCAACCAGAAUAUAGCAGAAAUGAUAAGGCACGUCAUCGAUAGCCACACAGUGUCAAUCCCUGCAGUGCUUGAGAUUCCAUCAAAGGACCAGCCUUACGAUCCUAACAAGGAUUCUAUCCUGCGGCGAGCGAAGGGUCUCUUUUCUACCGAAGACUACAAAUAAGACCGACAACCUCCAGCUGCAACUUGGCGAUGCCCCAGCUCAGUCAAAACUGCAUUCCAAGAACUGCCCCUGCCAACCCAUGCCCCGCUGGUGUGAUUGUUGUAUGUAUUUAGCAGGAAUUGGGGCCUGUGAAACAGAUGUAUAUUAUUGUCUGUAAAUGUCGCAAAAGCACCACCUGUUUUCUCUUUAUUCAUGUUUUCAGUAAACAUUUCAGGAAGCUCUUAUAUGAAGCAAAUCUCGUAGAACUGUUAGGAAUGGCCCCAAGCUGCCAAUACAAGUGUUUGUAGGGAGCAUGUCACAGUCACAAAGUGUGUCCGAGGAAACAACUUAAUGUACAAGACAGGACAAAACAACAGUAUUUAUGAAAGUAUCAAGCAUCAAAACCAGAAGAAUGUUCGCAAUUACUUCGUGAUUCGCUGGUGUUGUUUUGAAGUAAUAUGUGCUGCUGCAUUAUUUCUUAUUACAAAGAUUAUGUACAGUUGAUAAAAAUAUAACAAGUAUAGGAGUUUUGACAAUGCAGCUAAGUGAUCUGCAGGAAGGAAACUGCCUGCAUGAGAUCCAGCUCUUGCAAUAAAACAUGCGAACUAGUUUCACA
Molecule: messenger RNA, 1351 nt
Organism: Ixodes scapularis (black-legged tick)
Lineage: Eukaryota; Metazoa; Arthropoda; Arachnida; Ixodida; Ixodidae
Gene: Vha14-1
Product: V-type proton ATPase subunit F
Exons: 5
Coding region: 394-756 (120 amino acids)
Biological process (GO): proton transmembrane transport
Cellular component (GO): membrane; proton-transporting V-type ATPase, V1 domain
Molecular function (GO): proton-transporting ATPase activity, rotational mechanism
Source: RefSeq, a predicted model, not a curated record